Pungitius pungitius (ninespine stickleback) is the source of this 3378-nucleotide messenger RNA. Its product is annotated as thrombospondin type-1 domain-containing protein 1. NCBI's taxonomy places the organism in Eukaryota, Metazoa, Chordata, Actinopteri, Perciformes, Gasterosteidae. The record is from RefSeq and is a predicted model, not a curated record. The coding region runs from base 256 to 3063 and encodes 935 amino acids. The transcript has 8 exons. Gene Ontology annotation, cellular component: cell periphery.
GGGAGCGCAGCGCUCGGAGCGCGCUUUUUGAUCCCGGAGUUCGGUCUUUGAGGCUGGACCCGCUCACGUAAUAGUGUCGAUCUCAGGAGAAAAGACGUCUUACCAGCACAUGGAGGGACUGUUGUUGUCCGUUGCUGUGUUGGAAAAACUGCAGGCUGAUAAUGCUGUGCUGAGUCAACAAAAAAAAUAAAGGUCAGGCAUGGUGGAAGAGGACGGUCAUGUGCUGAAGGAGAAAACCGAGAAGCGGACAUCGGAAUGCCACAGGCUGUCUCGCUGCUGCCAUUCCUGCUGGCACUCAUGGGGUUUGCUCUUGCAGGGCUCAAUAUCUGGCCCUCCUUCCACGUUGCCCUCAGCAACGCCAGUGUGUUUGUGGACUUCAGCACAAAAUCCAACGGCACCACCACCCGCCAUUUGAGCCUUUCUCUGGUCAACACGGAAACCAACACCACCCUUCUGACCAGGACCAUCCCCAACAUCCAAUCGGCCGGUCGGGUGGAGUUCAACUGUUCUUGCUUCCUGUAUGCGGGAACUUUCCGCUUCCUGUUGAGGCAGACCAGCAUCCCUGCUGUGUCUCAUGCUAAUGGCACACGCGAGCGUGGCGUGGAGAGGAACACCCAGUGGUGGAGUUCAGAACUGCAGGUGCAGUGGCCCACCUUCCACAUCGGCGUGUACAGGUCCGGAAACCACACCGGAUCAUUUCAGGUCGGGAUUUCCACUAACGAACACUUCCAGGCUUGUUCCAGCGGCACGGACUCGGCUCUCUUCUUAGAGGUCAGCCACGUGGAGUUCAACCAGAUAGGCCGAGUCAUCAUCGACAAGGUCCGAGCGCGCACGCGCCAGCCGAUCAAACCCCUCCGCUCCCAGAGCGUUGAGCUGUCCUGCGCCUUCCCCUUCACGGAAAGAGAUUUCAUACGAGUGGAUUUGCGGUCUCCUCACGCAGCACAAGAUGUGAAGAGCUCUGGACCGCUCUACCUGUCCCGCAUCUUCUCCUACAAGCUGCUGGUGGAAAAUGCCAACGCUUACAGGGGUGGUUGUGAGGGGACUGUGGCCGUUAAACUGAUAACCCCGCCUUGUGCUCACGUCAAUGGGAGAGUAUUGCUGUACAAGGACGCAGGUGUUGGGAUGCAAGCAGGUGAAACAGCCGUGAUGGGGUUCGGAGCAGAGGAGCCCUCGUCUCCUCUGUUGGCCUUCAACUGGCUGACCCAGGGAGAGAACCAGACCGAAUUCAACUGCUCCGUGUUUCACACCGGGAGGAAUAAGUACUGCUUCCGCUUCAUGUUCAACUUCAGUCGCUCCCCGAGUCCUGCACAGACCUGUUUGGUGGUUCACAGGAGUGCAGAGUCAUGGGGUCCAUGGCUGCCGUGGAGUGGGUGCAGCGUGGGCUGCGGAGAGGGCGUGAGGGAACGAGUGCGUGAGUGUUUGCUGCCCUCUGGUGUGGAAGGGAUGCAGUGCACCGGCAUGGUGAAGGAACAGUCCCUCUGCUCGCUGGAGGACUGUGUGGCGUCGCCCGCUCCUUUCCCGUCCCGUCCCCCCGUGGGUGUCGGAGUCGCGACCCUAAGUGGUAACAUGGUCGUGGUGGCUGGCAUCUCCUUUUGCCUGGCUGUGAUCCUGGCUACUGUUCUGGUCACUCUGUGGAGGAAGCUCUGCCGGGCCCCUCAGUGCAGCUCCGUGCGCAGAGGCUCCAUGCACUCCCCCGGAGGACGCAAGCUCUCCGACGAGGCGUCCAUCUGCGGCCACAGCCUCCAGAGGCCCAGCCUGUCCGAGGGCCUGAGCCCGCUGGGGGGCGGGGCUGUGGGUGUGGCGCACAAAGACAGGCCUUCCUUGUGCGGUCCGCCUCUCUCACAGACUCUGGUGGACCCAGAAAGGCUGUCCCCCACAGGGCAGAAGUUGCUGCCGCCGAUAUUUGGGUACCAUUUGGCUCAGCAGCAGUUGAGAGAAAUGAAGAAGAAGGGGUUAAAAGAGGCGACCCAGCUGUACCACGUCUCUUCAAGCCCAGUCCAUGACACCAUGUUAGGGACAGCUGCUUCCCCCACAAACAUUCCCACGACAACCGGAUUCACUCAACCCACACUCUCCGUGGGUCCCCAGGGCGACGCCAGCCACAGUCAUUUCGGGAUUGCAACUCCCAUUUCUGAGCUGCCAUCGGGGACAACUCGGGUCACGCCGGACAGAUCGAGUCCCAGAGUGCAGCUCGUCUUAGGUCCUUCUCCUCAUGCAACUGGGGGCAGCGCGAAAUGGCGUGACCGCACUGCUGACUGGGUGGAGAUGGUAGAGAGGAGUGGUUUUGCAGGUCUCAGAGGAGGAGGAGAAGGAGGAGAAGCAGGGCAGAGAAACUCCUUUAAUAAGAAUCCAAAUUUCCGCCGGACUUCCAGCUUUAAUGACACCAGACCCCAACCUCUUUCUUCUGUGCACCCCAGACCAUUCAGAGAAAGGAGCAUGACCCAGGUGGGAUCUCGGACCCUUCCUGAAGGAAGUUGUUGGAAUAAAAGAGGAUGGGAGAGGCAGCCAUACAGCUCUUACCCCAUUCCAGAGCACGGGGCCCCUGAGUGGGCUAAAUUCGGGCCCCAGAGAAAUGAUCAAAGGAAGCCCUGGAUAGAGACAGCUGCUCCUUACCCCGGCAAUGACCUCAAACACGCAGGCACCAACACACGCAGCGUCUCUGCGUCUGAGAAACACGCCAAAGCAGAAGGCAGCGGCGCUCGGGACAGGCGGUGCAGCGGUGAGGCGGGAGGUCGGGUGGGAAUCUCGGGGAUCGGGGGUCCAGCCGCGGGCCCCGACAGCCUCAGCGUGGAUCGCGCCGAGCAGAACUGGAACCGCCGCGGCCCGUCUCCUAUCCAGAGGAACAUCCUGGCCCGGAAGCUAAAGGAGGCCCAGUCGUGCUCCGGGGUCAAAGGGCGGCAGCGCAGCGCCACCUUCAGCGCGUCGCCCGCAGAGCACAAAAAAACUCGCUGCCACUCUCUGACGAUGUCCGGAGGUGGAGGCUCGCCCUACAGGCUGAGUGAGGCCGAGCGGAGGAUGCUGGACCUAGACCUGUCCUCAGCGUAUGUGGGAGAAGAGGAGUAGGGGUUUGUGGUUCUGCACCGGGGAGGACCUUCCAUCGCCAGUCACAUGCAUUCUCAGCCCAAUCCUCUCUCCUGGAUCUGUGCCCUUUAAUCCGAACACAGACACACAGUAAAGAUUGUAUUGUAUGUCUUCUAUGUGACCUAAGCAACGUCAAGGAUUGAUUGAUUGAUAGAAGGAUUGAGCAGUAAGCAGCUAAAGUAAUAUUAUACCUUUUAUACAAAGCACCGUUUCCUGGAAAGUACAAGAUUCUUUACCGUCAACAUUUAAGUAGGUUUUCAAAUGAUGAAACAAAGGUUGAAGUUCAAAUGCAAAGAA